Messenger RNA from Ananas comosus (pineapple), 3783 nucleotides. RefSeq lists its product as uncharacterized. The transcript has 6 exons. Lineage: Eukaryota; Viridiplantae; Streptophyta; Magnoliopsida; Poales; Bromeliaceae. The coding region runs from base 586 to 3369 and encodes 927 amino acids. The record is from RefSeq and is a predicted model, not a curated record.
ACGAUCAGGAGUUUUCCCUCUUCUCAUCUUCCACUUAAUAAACAAAAAGGAGGCAAUCAAGGCGCAAGAAGAUCGAUCGAGUUGGGCAAGCACAAAGGAACAAAUAGAGCGAGAGAGAGAGAGAGAGAGAGAGAGAGAGAGAGAGAGAGGGGACACAUCACAUUGGCAUUCCUCGGUUUAAGUUCUCCACCCGCCAAAUUCCGCGCCUUCAAAAUUGGCUUUACAUGGUGCGGAAGAAGGACAAAUGUAUGAGAACAACAACAAGUGCAGGACGUCAGUUGGUUGAGCAAGCUCUACCCUUUUCUAGGCCCUCCUUAAUAGUUUUGAUAGUUUCGAUCGCAUUGCUGUGAUUCGAGGUGCACAGUUGAUAUCAAUUGCUAUAUAAUUAAGGUACUCUGAAAUAUAUCCAGAGACGGACCGCCGCAAGAAAUUAUUGAACAGCUCUUUCAAUUAAGAGCCAAAAGAUACAGAAAGAAAUCCCUACCUACCUGCAUUGACAGUAUAUUGCUGUUGCUCUGCUCGGCAUUCUCGCGAGUGCUCUUUUGAUUUUGACUUGUUAAGAUAUACUUUUGAAUCUGAGUUUACAUGAUGAGCGUAGUUCGGGGUCCAAGCAUCAGAAGUGGAGAGUUGUUGGAAGGAAUGAUCAGCGACUACGUUGCUAAUAAAGCAAACAAGAUGAGAGUUCCAAAGAGUAGUGCCUCUUCCCGCCUCGUAACCGCCCUCACCUGUCUUCAGCUUGCAUUUGCAAUAUAUGCCACAUGUCUUCUCUACUACAUGAGCCCGUCCAUCGACCUUCGAACCAAACCAGACUUCUCGUGGGCCAGUCGAAUCGCGCAACACUGGAAGCAAUUCAUCAUACAACCCCGCAUGCUGUCGAGUAUUGAAGAAAGCCCUGCUGCGCUCUCGCCCUUGGAAGUCUGCGAGCACGAGAAGAUUGAUUUCUCGCAAAAGAAAUCGAAUGACGUGCAAAUGAUCAGGCUUAAAAGGGAGCUUUACGAUGAGAUAUUGGCUUUUCAAAAGAAAAGUUCUGGGACAGAGACACUAGGUGAGUUGAUGAGAAUGAAGUCUAAAUGGAGCGCACAUGGUCCUAGCAUCCCGAAGAUCACUGUCAUCUUAAACCAUUACAAGAGGAAAACACUUUGCGCUCAACUCGAUUCGCUACUUCAUCAGACACUGCCAUUCCACCAUGUUUGGGUGCUUUCUUUCGGAAGCCCCAAUGAACUAUCUCUGAGAAGAAUUGUUGAGAGCUACAACAACUCGAGGAUUAGCUUCGUUAGUUCCACCUACGAUUUCAAGUACUAUGGGAGGUUUCAGAUGGCCCUACAGACAGAGAGCGACUUUGUUUACAUUCUCGAUGACGAUAUGAUUCCGGGCAAGAGAAUGCUCGAGAUAUUGGCUCAUGUUGGAGGAACAGAGAAGUACAAGAAUUCCGUUUUGGGCAGUAUUGGGAGAAUUUUGCCUUUCAGGCAGAAGGACUUCAUGUUCCCAAGUUACAGAAAGUUCAAAUCGAAGGAGGCGGGGCUUUAUUUGCCUGAUCCUGCCUAUGAUAUCACCGUCGAAAGGAUUGUGCAGGUGGAUUUCUUGUCAAGCUCGUGGUUUCUACCGACAGACCUCGUCAAGACAUUGUUCAUAGAGAAGCCCUUUACUUUUGCGACCGGCGAAGAUCUUCAUCUCAGUUACCAGCUUCAGAAGUACAGAAAUGCGGGGUCGUACGUGCUACCUGUCGAUCCCAACGACAGGGAAACAUGGGGAGACAGCGAGCAUCGGCUUGCGUACGUCUCCGAGACGACGGUCAUUUUCAAGGAUGUAGUCCAAGUGCGAGACGACCAAUGGUGGAAGGCCCUUUCCUCCGGCUAUAUUACUCAGUGGGCUGCAAUGCACCCUCAGAAGAUCGAAGCCCUCUUCUACGCCCACUCUCCGGACGAAGUAAAAGCACUCACACCUCUCAUCGAGAAAUUCCGAACUAGCCCGGCCAGGAAGGCGUACGUAGUCGUCUCAGGCGGCGGCUUCUGCCCCUGCGAAGAGGCUGCUGCCGUGCUCAAGUGGCCGAAGGCUGCUUGCAAGGAGAGGCGGUUCAAGAUAUUCGAUUUGGACAUCGGAGCGAUCUCGGCGGGAACAGGAUCGGAGGUUUCGGCGGUACAAGCCGUGUACUCGAGCAUGAGAGGGCUCGUCAAGAUUCACAAUCCGAGUUUGCUGAUUACGGUCGCGGAUAUAGACGCGAAUGUGAAGAAUGCGCUGAAGAUGGCCGCAGAGAGCGCCGCAAGCCCCUCCGCGUUGGUACUUCUGCCGAGGCCCAGCGUCUCGAAGGUUCUCUGGAUGGCUGAUCUCCGGCCGUCGGCAUUACCGAAUUGGAAUAAGAUGCGGAUCUCGGUGAACGUGAUCACCCAGAACCGCGCGGCGUCUCUCGGGCGGCUGCUGCGAUCGCUGCAGAACGCCUACUACCUGGGGGACGAGGUCCCCCUGAGCUUCAACAUGGACAGCGGAGUGGACGAGGCGACGCUGAAGGCGGUGGGGUCGCUCCGGUGGGCCCACGGGCCGAAGGUGGUGCGGCGGCGCAUCAUCCAGGGCGGGCUCAUCCGGGCGGUGAGCGAGAGCUGGUACCCGGCCGACGACGACGACUUCGGGCUGCUCCUGGAGGACGACAUCGAGGUGUCGCCCUACUACUACCUGUGGAUCAAGUACGCGCUGCUCAGCUACCGCUACGACCCGGCCGCGUCGCUGCCGGAGCUGUCGUCCGUGUCGCUGUACACGCCGCGGCUGGUGGAGGUGGUGAAGGAGAGGCCCCGCUGGAACGCCACGGACUUCUUCCGGAAGAUCCACCCCAACACCCCCUACCUGCACCAGCUCCCCUGCAGCUGGGGCGCCGUCUUCUUCCCGGAGCACUGGAGGGAGUUCUACGCCUACAUGAGCGCCCGCUUCACCGAGGACGCCAAGCAGAACCCCGUCCAGAUCCCCAAGUCGCGCACCAACGGCUGGCAGGCCUCCUGGAAGAAGUUCCUCAUCGACAUGAUGUACCUGCGCGGCUACGUCGCCCUCUACCCCAACUUCCCCGACCAGGCCAGCUUCUCCACCAACCACAUGGAGCCCGGCGCCCACAUCAGCGCCAAGGACAACGCCCUCAGCCACAGGAGGGAGGACUUCGAGGUCCCGCUCGUCCGCCACGACUUCGCCCGCCUCCUGCCGGCGGGCAAGAUGCCGCCCGCCUCCAAGCUGCCCGUGCUCAACCUCUUCAACCAGCCCGUCUCUCUGCGGGCGCUCAAGGCCGCGGGGGCCAAGCUCCGCAGCGACGUCAUCGCCUGCAACGCCACCGACCUCCUCGUCGUCGUCGACCGCCGCACCGGAUUGCCCACCGCCUGCUCCAAGUUCUGAUUCUCAUUCUGAAUCACCCCUCCUCUACUCCUCACCAAUCAUCAUCUCAUUAUCCCAUUCCUUCUUUCUUUCUUUCUUUCUUUCUCUCUCUCUUUAUUAAUGGAAAUGUACUUGUAAUCAGUACUGAUUUUUUUUUCUUUUUUAUUUGGGUCGCCUUCCGCUGGAAUUUCAUUCUUAGCGGAGGGUUGCCUGCCUACUAGUUGGGAUGGGGGAUCAAAUUGUACCUAGAGUUGUUUAUUCGUAAAAAGAGGUUUCUUUAGUCCAAAGAAUAACGACCCCGGCUGCAUGCAGCUGCUGUAAUGCCGCCGCUGCCUGCCUCGUGCGUGCAUGAAGGCCCCGGAGAGAAUACAUAUCCCACCAUAUGUCAGCAAAAAAGAAAAAAAAAAUAUUGAAAUGGCUCUUUCUUUAUAUCAA